AUGCUUUUUCGAUUAUUUUCCUUUCUUUCACUUCUCUUCUUGAUCCAAGCGAAUACUUUGUUCAGGCUAAACGAGAACACAAAUUCGAUGGACGGCCCGAAUCAAAAUUUCCAAUAUUCUCUCUCGAAUAAGCCUCGUCUCUACACAUUUCGUGUACCCGAAACAGAGCUUGAGCAGGUUCGUAAACAAUUGUACUCUCGGAAAUUCUGG
This is a messenger RNA of Mesorhabditis belari, 210 nucleotides long. The record is from the annotation of a GenBank genome assembly. Lineage: Eukaryota; Metazoa; Nematoda; Chromadorea; Rhabditida; Rhabditidae.